UGGACGAUGCUGAACGGCGACCUGCUACUGGUGGUGUUCCACAUGCCCGCGGUAGCCUACUCGUGGAUAUAUAUGACAGCGUCCUUGUCGCCUGUGCUGCCCUGGACCGUCUGUGAUGAGCACGACAUAGGACACAGCGGCUGUUACCAGAACCAGCACGGCAAACAUCUGUGCUCCAAGGUGAAUGACAGGCUGGCCAGGCGUUACUUGUUGGACAACAACACGAGUGACAGAGCCAUCGCAGUGCGCACAGCCACAAGCCGAGAGCUGGUGUACGUGCCUGCCUCCGAGUACGAAGCCAUGCACAACAGCUGCAUCGACGGGAACGUGUCGGCGGCAAGGGCCUUCUACGAGUACGCACGCAAAAAUUAGAGCAGAAAUCAUCCUAGAGGAUUGCGUAUGUCAAGCGUAUAAUUUUCGAAAGGUAUACACCUGUAGAAGAGGCAGAUGUGUGGGCGAACUUGUCACU
Messenger RNA from Dermacentor andersoni, 469 nucleotides. RefSeq lists its product as uncharacterized. The record is from RefSeq and is a predicted model, not a curated record. NCBI's taxonomy places the organism in Eukaryota, Metazoa, Arthropoda, Arachnida, Ixodida, Ixodidae.